Molecule: messenger RNA, 1936 nt
Organism: Cannabis sativa
Lineage: Eukaryota; Viridiplantae; Streptophyta; Magnoliopsida; Rosales; Cannabaceae
Exons: 2
Coding region: 38-1681 (547 amino acids)
Biological process (GO): xanthophyll cycle
Molecular function (GO): violaxanthin de-epoxidase activity
Source: RefSeq, a predicted model, not a curated record
AGAGUAGUCUCAUAUUCUAUUAACUUCUAAAUUAGUAAUGUCUUCUCUCGAAGUUCCGCCAUUACUCAAACCACAAACUUGCUUCGGUUUCUCUCAAGCUCGCCGCUUUACCACUUCUGCCACUGUUUUCUCUCUUCCAUUUCGCCAUUUCAGAACCCUUGCUUCUCCUCUUCUCACAACUCCUGCUCUUAAACUUCAAACCUCCAGAUCAACUCACAUUCCGGCCAUUUUGGACUCAGACUCCGGCGCCAUCGCCACCUCCGACCACUUAUCUGAACCUCCGGUCAGAAUUGUCGCCUUAGUAGGCCAUGGAACCCUCAGUCCUCUAAAAUCCGCACCUUGGCAGGAGGUCAUGCUCCACACUGCGAAGAGAUUGAAAUGGGUUGAUGAAGGGUAUGAAAUGAUAGUGUUUACUGAUGAUUUGACUCAAUUAGAUACUGAAAAUUGUGUGAAUUUGAAAAGGGAAUUGAGCUGUGCUGAUAUUUUGGUGAUUGUGGGUGUGAAAAACCAAGAGUCAGUGAAUUGGAUUCAAAGCAAUAGUGGGAAUAUUAGAAACAUAAUUUGCUUUGAAUCUUCUCCCAAUUUGGUGAAUAAAUUGGGAGGUUCAUAUGUAGAGAGUCAAAAUAAAGGGAGGCCAUUUUGGGGCCAAACAAAGAUAAGUAAUGAAACUGUAGAAGUGGUCAAGACUGUGUCUGAGGCUUGGGAAAGGCAUAAUUCUGAUGAUAUAAGAUUUUGUAUAUUAGUUAUAAUCAAUGCUUUUAUAAGGCCAGUCUCAAUUUUAAAGAAUCUGAGAUCAAAGGGGUUCUCUACUCUCAGUUGCAUGGUGAAGAAUUGUGGGAGUCAGAUACUAAAUUGUCUAUUGGAUCCUGACUGUAGAAAAGCAUUGCAGUGCUUGAAUAAUUGUAGUCCUGUGGAUCAAGUGUGUAACUAUCGGUGCAUUGCUUCAUAUGAAAGUCCUACAUUGGAAGCAUUUUCCUUGUGCGUUUUGCAGAAGCACAAUUGCCUUGGAUUAGAUGCUAAGAUUCCUGAAAGGCCUUAUGUGCCUCCCAUGUCGAAAUUUCGAGGGGAAGAAUUGUGCCAUGAAGUUGCUGAGGAUGUUUUUGUUGGCUGGUUGGGGGGUUUGGACUGGAGUUGGCGUGUAGUGGCGGGACAGAAUCCAGCUUAUGAUCAAUUCCCCUGUCAAUACCAGCUAUUUUACCGCGGAAAGGCAAAAGGGUCGUUUUGGUAUGAGCCAGUGUUUCAAGUGAAAACUCUUGAGGGGAAAAUGGUUUGGAGGAGGAGAAAGUACAGAGUUAAAAGGGGAAAAGUUGUUGGGACAUUUUACUUCAGUGUGUUGGACAAUGGGGUUGUGUCUAAUGAGUUUUGGACCAUAGUGGAUGCACCAGAUGAUCUUAGUUGGGGUUUGUUUCAUUACAGUGGAGCUGCUCGAGUUGCAGGACAAUCUUAUACUGGGGCAGUGCUUGUGAGUCCAGAUGGAGCAUACCCAAAUGAGAUGGAGAGGAAGAGAUUGGUUUCUGCUUUACAGAAAUGUGGAAUUGAAGAAUGGGAGCUUUAUACAGUUGAUAAUUGUUCAUGUGCAGAUCCUCCAUUAGGAAUUCCAGAGGGUUCAAAUUUGCAUUCUGUGAUUCAAGUUAAAGAAAUGGCCCAAUUGGGUGUUCAAAUUGGGGUACCGAAUGUCUGAAAAAAAAAAAAAAAAUUAAGUAGCAUUUACAGUAUAAUAAUUUGACUUUUUUUUUUCGUUUUUUGUUAAAUAUUCAAAGCUUGCAUUUUUUUUGAAACACCCAUCUUCAUUUUUAUCUAUUUUUUUUAAGCUCAUAAAGAUCCAAUCUUUGAUUGGUCUUGGGCUCUUAGAAUCUGUAACAAUUUCUUGCUCUUAGUUUUUUUGGUCUUGGUCAAACUCACAAAUCUUGUAUAUAGAAAUACAUAUUCCUUACUA